Messenger RNA from Drosophila gunungcola (fruit fly), 1122 nucleotides. RefSeq lists its product as uncharacterized. Bases 1 to 1122 code for a protein of 373 amino acids. The record is from RefSeq and is a predicted model, not a curated record. NCBI's taxonomy places the organism in Eukaryota, Metazoa, Arthropoda, Insecta, Diptera, Drosophilidae. The transcript is spliced from 2 exons.
AUGCUGUCUGACGUGGCACGCAUCUUUGACCCGCUGGGUGUCCUAUCGCCAGUGGUGGUACAAUUCAAAAUAUUGUUUCAAGAAUUGUGGCUUCUUGAUCUCGGCUGGGAUACGGAACUUCCUCCAAAAAUCGCUGAAUGGUGGAACAAAUGCCGUAACGACUUGAAUGCACUACAAGAGCUACGUAUGCCAAGAUUUAUUGACAACAAGGAAAAUCACAUCGAACUGCACGGAUUUUCGGAUUCUUCUAUCAAGGCGUAUUCGGCAGUUGCCUACAGCAGAUUAGUACGCGCGAAUGGUACUGUUUCUGUGUCACUCAUAGCAGGAAAAACCACAGUUGCUACUCUGAAGCAGCAAUCACUACCGCGCCUCGAGCUGUGUGGAGCUCUGCUACUUAGUCGACUAAUUUCUUCAAUCAAAAAUGCUCUACAACACAAGGACAUCGUCAUACAUGCGAAGCUUAAAACAUUUGUGGCAAACCAAACGACAGAAAUACUCGAUACUAUACCUCGCAAUGCCUGGCAUCAUGUAAAUACUAAGGAAAACCCUGCCGAUUGCGCCACGCGAGGCAUGCUGGCUGCAGAACUCAUUCAUUUCGACCUGUGGUGGAUGGGUCCUCCAUGGCUGCAAGAUCAAGAAAAACUCGAGGUAAAGUUGAGCUGCCUAAAGAUCUGUUCUUCUAUUUCAGAAAACCAUGGUAAAGAAGAGGUGAAGAUCACCGCACUGACUACUCAUGAGGUCAUCUCAUUGUCACCGAUCGAAGCACUGGCUCAGCGGGCCUCAUCCCGGACAAAAAUGGUUCGCAUUGUAGCUUACUCCCUACGCUUCAUCCAAGAGAUCAAGGAGGCUCAGAAAUGCUUCAAGAACGACUACAAUCUACUGAUGGAGAACAAGCCACUUCAGAGCAGCUCCCAGCUCAUCAAGCUUUCACCGAUCAUUAGCAAGGAUGGCCUUCUUCGAGUUGGUGGACGACUGGACAAUUCACAAUUACCAGCUGAUGUCAAACACCCAAUUUUGCUUCCCAAAUCGCACAGCAUUACAAGGAUGAUUUUGGAACACGAACAUGCGUCAAAUCUGAACCCUGGAAAAUUGGGUCUUUGGCGCACGCAACCUCAUAAGUAA